Messenger RNA from Hevea brasiliensis (rubber tree), 2229 nucleotides. Its product is annotated as metal transporter Nramp2. Gene Ontology annotation, molecular function: manganese ion transmembrane transporter activity; cadmium ion transmembrane transporter activity. The record is from RefSeq and is a predicted model, not a curated record. Bases 194 to 1801 code for a protein of 535 amino acids. Gene Ontology annotation, cellular component: membrane. The transcript is spliced from 4 exons. Gene Ontology annotation, biological process: metal ion transport. Lineage: Eukaryota; Viridiplantae; Streptophyta; Magnoliopsida; Malpighiales; Euphorbiaceae.
CAGCCCAAGGGCUGAUAGUCCAACCAGUUGGAACACGGAGGCCUACGGUGCCUCGUCCAACGCUAGCUGUUGACAAGCAGCACGUUCUCCUCCACCGCCACGAUCAGCUCCUCCUUGUCCUCCUCGAUUGAGGAAUAUCCCUUUGGAGCCAAAUAUUCCGGGUUAUUUAUUUGUAUAAUUUUCUUGAACAAAAAUGAGUUCACAAUCUCGAGAAGAAGAUUCCAGAGAAAACGACAAAGAGGAAGAGUCAAGCCGCCUAAUAUCGACGCCAGCCCAAUCUCCGAAACCGUCUUCGGACGGCGAGGACCCCGACGAAGUUGCUUUCGAAGCGCGAGAGAAAAUCCUGAUCGUUGAUGUGGAUGGCCAGGAUGCAAUCGACGCCGACGAUUAUGUCCCGCCAUUUUCGUGGAAAAAACUAUGGUUGUUUACGGGACCUGGAUUUUUGAUGAGCAUUGCGUUUUUAGAUCCAGGGAAUAUAGAGGGGGAUCUCCAGGCAGGAGCGAUUGCCGGAUACUCGCUGCUGUGGCUGCUGAUGUGGGCCACCCUCAUGGGCUUGCUGAUCCAGAUGCUAUCGGCCCGCGUCGGAGUGGCCACGGGACGGCACUUAGCGGAGUUGUGCAGAGAGGAGUACCCAAAUUGGGCAAGGUUGAUUUUGUGGUUCAUGGCGGAGGUGGCGCUUAUUGGGGCUGAUAUACAGGAGGUGAUAGGGAGCGCUAUUGCUAUUCAUAUAUUGAGUAAUGGGGUUUUGCCGCUCUGGGCGGGAGUAGUGAUUACAGCUUUGGAUUGUUUUAUGUUUUUAUUUCUAGAGAAUUAUGGAGUGAGGAAGUUAGAAGCUGUUUUUGCAGUCCUAAUUGCAACUAUGGCUUUAUCAUUUGCCUGGAUGUUUGGUGACACCAAGCCUAGUGGAAAAGAACUUUUAACGGGUAUUUUAAUUCCAAGACUUAGUUCAAAAACAAUUCGUCAAGCUGUGGGGGUUGUGGGUUGUGUUAUAAUGCCGCACAAUGUGUUCUUGCAUUCAGCUUUGGUGCAAUCAAGGAAGAUUGAUCCUCAGAAGAAAGGUCAAGUUCAGGAGGCUCUGAAUUACUACUUAAUUGAGUCAUCUGUUGCUCUUCUAGUCACCUUCAUGAUUAACUUGUUUGUGACAACUGUGUUUGCCAAGGGAUUCUAUGGCACUGAACAGGCAAAUAGCAUAGGACUAGUCAAUGCAGGGCAGUAUCUUCAAGAGAAAUAUGGAGGAGGAAUUUUUCCAAUUCUUUAUAUCUGGGGUAUUGGCUUGUUGGCAGCUGGACAAAGUAGUACAAUAACUGGCACAUAUGCUGGGCAAUUUAUUAUGGGAGGCUUUCUUAACCUUCGCUUGAAGAAAUGGCUGAGGGCAUUGAUAACACGAAGUUUUGCUAUUGUGCCAACUAUGAUAGUAGCUCUUGUGUUCAACACAUCUGAAGCCUCAUUGGAUAUUUUGAAUGAAUGGCUAAAUGUGCUUCAGUCCAUACAGAUCCCUUUUGCACUUAUCCCCCUUCUUACUUUGGUGGCCAAGGAGCAGGUCUUGGGGAUCUUUAGAAUUGGGCCUGUUCUUGAGAGGCUGGCAUGGACAGUAGCUAUCCUGGUUAUACUGAUUAAUGGGUAUCUGUUGCUUGAUUUCUUCGCAUCUGAAGUUAAGGGGCUGCUGUUUGGUUUUCUGGCCUGCACUGGCACAGUUGCAUAUAUAGCAUUUAUUAUCUAUCUUGUUUCACGUGUCGGUGCUCUGUCGUCUCCUGGGCCCGGCUUAGAACUGUCCAAGAGGGAUGCUUUCCCUGGAAAUUAAGUUUGUUCAAUUUCAAAAUAUUGGAAUCACUACCACCUGGGCCGCAUAACAAUAGUUGUUGAGACUCUUUCAACAGUAGAACAUUUUUUCACUGUCAAUCCCUAACCUCAGCGCAUACAUAAAGUGAGUAUACAAUCUGACUAUUUUCUGCAUGAUGGAGCUCUAUGGUCAUGUUUUAUCAUCAAUCGUGUGUGAGGAUACAUUUUCCUUUGUUUGGUGGGUGGAUGAAGCUUCUCUGUAGCAAAAUGGUAAAUUACUUGCAUUGCAGUAGAUGCAUACAAGCCUGGUUAAUCAAACUUAGGAUGAGUUUAUUAGUUGUUCUUUGUUGCAACAGUUUAUCAUGUAACAUAGUCAAAAUGUCAUUGAAAGUUACUUGGAGGGACUAAUCAAUACACUACAGAAUGAAGUAAAUUUUCCAUUACUAUUUA